Messenger RNA from Microtus ochrogaster (prairie vole), 1241 nucleotides. Its product is annotated as glutathione S-transferase Mu 2. The record is from RefSeq and is a predicted model, not a curated record. Gene Ontology annotation, molecular function: glutathione transferase activity. NCBI's taxonomy places the organism in Eukaryota, Metazoa, Chordata, Mammalia, Rodentia, Cricetidae. Gene Ontology annotation, biological process: glutathione metabolic process.
GCUGAGACUUAUUUCCUGAGUCAGUCUGAGAUGAGACUAGAUUUAUUUUGCCCUGCCCCUGGAUCCCUGACUCCUUCCUCCGGCACUCCCUGCCCUGGAAUGUCUGCAACUUGAGACUCCGUAAGCCCAUAGUCCAAUAGAAAAGCAGAACCGAUUCCCACCUCCUCCGGCCUAGACUAGGAGGGUUCAGAAAACUCAAACUAGCAAGAUCCAGGUUGGCCUGCUCUGGAUACCACCCAGCACCAUGCCUGCCACACUGGGUUACUGGGACAUCCGUGGGCUGGCUCACGCCAUCCGCCUGCUCUUGGAGUACACAGACACAAGCUAUGAGGAGAAGAGAUACACCAUGGGGGACGCUCCCGACUUUGACCGAAGCCAGUGGCUGAAUGAGAAGUUCAAGCUGGGCCUGGACUUUCCCAAUCUGCCCUACUUAAUUGAUGGAUCUCACAAGAUCACCCAGAGCAACGCCAUCCUGCGCUACCUUGCCCGCAAGCACAACCUGUGUGGUGAGACGGAGGAGGAGAGGAUUCGGAUGGACAUUUUGGAGAACCAGGCUAUGGAUACCCGCAUACAGUUGGCCAUGGUUUGCUACAGCCCUGACUUUGAGAAAAAGAAGCCAGAGUACUUGGCGGGUCUCCCUGAGAAGAUGAAGCUCUACUCUGAGUUCCUGGGCAAGCGACUUUGGUUUGCAGGGGACAAGAUUACCUACGUGGAUUUCCUUGUUUAUGAUAUCCUGGACCAGCACCGAUUAUUUGAGCCCAAGUGCCUGGAUGCCUUCCCCAACCUGAAGGACUUCAUGGCCCGCUUUGAGGGCCUGAAGAAGAUAUCUGACUACAUGAAAAGCAGCCGCUUUCUCUCCAAACCAAUCUUUGCAAAGAUGGCCUUUUGGAACUCAUAGGACAAGAAAGCCCAGAACUGGGGGACCUGCUGGCUCCAGCUCUGUGUCCCUAUCAAGUGUUGUUUUCUUCUUUCUUCUUCCGAUUCCUCCAUUACUUCUUACAAGCCCUUCCUUCAGGCAAGCCUCUGGAUCCUUGGACUCCCCAUUUCUGCAUCAGUCUCCUGCUCCUAUUCCUUUGCCCUGCCCUGCAUCCAGCCCUUUCUCCUUGCUGCUUAGAGGAAUGUACCAGACCCCAGAAUCUCCACUAAGGCCUGAGAGAUCAGACCUGCCUAUGUGCUGGUCCUGGUCCUCAGAGUGAGCAACUGAGUCCUGUCUCAUCCCCAGUAAAGUCUGAAUGACAUUU